This is a messenger RNA of Alternaria infectoria, 3771 nucleotides long. RefSeq lists its product as uncharacterized. The transcript is spliced from 10 exons. The coding region runs from base 1 to 3771 and encodes 1256 amino acids. Gene Ontology annotation, molecular function: ATP hydrolysis activity; ATP binding; ABC-type transporter activity. The record is from RefSeq and is a predicted model, not a curated record. NCBI's taxonomy places the organism in Eukaryota, Fungi, Ascomycota, Dothideomycetes, Pleosporales, Pleosporaceae. Gene Ontology annotation, biological process: transmembrane transport. Gene Ontology annotation, cellular component: membrane.
AUGCCCGACUAUCACGACGAUGACAGCUCCGAGAGCCAACCCCUUCUGGAUUCCGAAGAAAGUGAAAUUGAGGAUGAGCCCUCUGUCCGCCACAGUACGCAAUGGGAAAGGCAUGUAGAACCGUCGUUAGCGACGGUUCAGCCUCAGGCUUUCGAAGGUCCCACCGUCUUUCGUCAACGAUUCAUCCGCCAAAUCCUUGGCUUGAACAAAACCUCCUAUUUUGCACUCUACAGGCAGUUGGAUGAUGUUGGCUCCAAGCUUAUUCUGGUUUUGGGCAUCGUAACUGCGAUUCUGGCCGGGCUGCCGCUUCCUCUGAUAGGUGUCGUGCUUGGGCGCAUUAUCAACAACUUCCCACCCAACCCAGACGAGCUGAAGCAUCUCUUGUUCCGUCUGAUGAGAACGCGCAUGGACAUGACCUACUAUGACACCGUCUCGCCUGAUCUUUCUAGUAUUCUCACAGAGAAGACACAGACCAUUCAACUCGGUACCUCGGAGAAGGUGGGCCUCUUCAUCGCAUCCAUAAGCUACUUCAUCUCCGCAUUCACUGUGGGUUUUAUGCUAAACGCAAAACUGACCGGAGUAAUGUUCGUCACGGUUAUACCUUCAAUGGCAUUCGUUGUCUAUUUCGGUACUAAACAAGUUUCCGAUCUCGCCAAGCAGGCUGCACAAUACACCGAGAAAGCUGCCUCGGUCGCUGAGAGUGCUAUCCGCGCAGUACAGAUCGUGCAGGCGUUUGGCCUGUUCGAGCAGCUUAGCGAGGAACACGUUCAUCACCUUCGAUCUGCCUUGCGGGUUGGAAUCCGGAAGAGCGUUGCAGGAGCUGUCAUGCUUGGCUCGGUUUACUUCGUUGCAUAUGCGACCAACGCACUUGCUUUCUGGUACGGUGAUCGCUUAAGAGACGGCAGCGCUGAGGCUGGUACCAUCUAUGCAGUCGUCUUCCUCAUACUAGACGCUUCUUUCGUCGUCGGGUCAUUUGGUCCAUUCAUUCAGACAUUUGCAAUGGCCGCCGCCGCUGGGGCUGCGGUAAUGGAUGUUCUCGAUCAUCCCACAUCCGAUAUCGAUGUCUAUUCCCCAAAGGGAAAGCCGGCGGACAGGACACAUUUCGAACAGGAUCUGGUGCUUUCAUCGGUGUCAUUUGUAUACCCAGCUCGUCCUACUGUGCGAAUCCUCGACAGUAUCAAUUUACGCAUCAAGCCUGGGCAAGUCACGGGUCUAGUUGGACCGUCCGGUUCGGGAAAGUCUACUAUUGCAUCCCUGCUUUUGAGGCUCUACGAUCCAACUUAUGGCGCCGUAAACCUCGGCAACGACAACUUGAAGUCAUUCAACGUCCACAGCCUGCGGACACACAUCGCACUCGUCACUCAAAAUCCGGUUCUCUUCACUGGAACAAUACUGGAUAAUAUCAAGCAUGGUAUCCCAAGUGCCGAAAGAGAACGAUUGACUGAAGACGAGAUUCUUGCUCGGUGUGAGGCGGCGGCGACAGAGGCAUAUUGUGAUUUCCUAGACCGACUUCCUGAGGGCAUACACACGAAAAUCAGUUCCGGACCCCAGUCUCAACUUUCCGGAGGCCAAAAGCAACGUAUAACCCUCGCGCGUGCGCUUGUGGGUAACCCGUCCCUGCUUUUACUGGACGAAUUCACAAGUGCCAUGGACGGUACAAGUGAAGCGAUCGUUUUGGAAAAUCUACGUCGUUCUUCAGCCAACGCCAACCGAACCACCAUCAUAAUUGCACAUCGUCUGGCAACUGUUCGAGAUGCUGAUCGUAUCGUGGUCAUGAAAGACGGAAGUGUAGAAGAAGACGGGCGCCAUCAAGAUCUCCUCAAAAAGAACGGCAUCUACGCAGAGCUCAUCAAAGCACAACAAUUCGAAAAACCGCGGCCUUCAGCAACUUCAUCGAUUCGAUCUGCUGCCAGCUCUACGCACAAAGAGCAUGGAGAGUCUUCAGGCGAAUCAAACAAUGCCUCCCGGCCGGUUUCAGCAUCACAAACCGACGCGCCAAAGAUGAGUGCUUUGACAUUAAUUCGCAGAUCGUUGGCAUUGAGCCGCCGUGAAACGCCAGCUAUAAUUGUCGGUUUGAUCUCCUCCGUCUUCAGUGGUGGAGUCAUUAUCGGAGAGGCGCUCAUAUUUGGCAACUUGGUUGAGCUCUUGAAUGACACGUCCGGCUCGGACGAUCUCACGAGGAGAAUAUCUUUCUACUGUUUGCUUUUCUUUGGACUGGCAAUCAUCGCUCUAACUUCACACUCUUUCGGCAAAACUGCUUUCGGCAUGGUCUCCGAAAACCUUACCUUACGAGUCCGAGAUCUAUCUUUCCGGACUAUCUUGCAACAAGACAUUGCCUGGUUCUCUAAGCCUGGUCAUUCUCAUCACGCUUUAAUGUCGCGUCUGAACUCUGAUAGCGGCAGUAUUAGUGGUCUAUCUGGUGUCAUACUCGGAACCGUCUUCUCCAUUGCGACGUCUGUUCUUGGCGGAAUUGUUCUGGCCCAUAUUGUGGCAUGGAAAAUCGCCAUUGUUCUACUGGCGGCUGUACCUGUCAUGCUUCUAGCUGGAUUCCUGCGCCUUCGUAUCUUGGCUAUGGCCGAAGAGCAUCAUCAGACGGCUUAUAAUGACGCUGCAGCCCUCGCUUCCGAAGCCACUUCUUCUAUGCAGAUCGUUGCAGUUUUUGGCUUGGAAUCGCACUUCCUGGAUGGUUACCGAGAAGCAAUCAGAAAGCCAUACGAGGAGCACCUCAGGUUCAGCGUGCUUGGCAACAUCUUACUCGCCUUUUCACUCUCGGUCACAUAUUUCGUCUACUCUUUGGCGUACUGGUGGGGGUCUAAACAAGUGCGCAACGGUAACUAUAGUCAACGAGAGUUCUUCAUUGUACUCCCAGCGCUUCUUUUUUCUGCACAAUCCGCAGGUCAGCUCUUCAGCUUGGCACCCGAAAUAACUCGGGCCAAGGCCGCAGCGCAGAAUGUAUUCUCUCUACAUGACGAGAAGCCGUCGAUCAUCACAGAUUUGAGGCCUUUGGAAUCCGCUACCACCACUGCAUCCAAUGAACUGGAGUUCCGUAACGUCAGUCUCUACUAUGAGAGUCGGCCUAAUGUUCCCGCCUUGAACAACGUCUCAUUUCAGAUUCGCCAGGGCGAAAACGUAGCCUUUGUCGGUCGUUCCGGCGCUGGAAAGUCGAGUACGAUUCAUCUGAUAGAGAGAUUCUUCGAUCCAAAUGCUGGACAAGUGUACCUUGAUGGGCAAGACAUACGCCAAGAACCCGUUCGAAACCAUCGUGCUCGCCUAGCACUUGUGGAGCAAGAGCCAGAUCUCUUUCCAGGCUCCGUAAAGUUCAAUAUCGGACUGGGCGCUCGGCCAGGUACCGCAGUCGCCGAUGAAGAUAUACAACGGGUGGCCAAAGAAUGUGAGCUUCACGACUUCAUCAUGAGCCUUCCAGAGGGCUACAACACGGAAGUCGGUGCACAUGGCUCCAAACUCUCAGGCGGUCAGCGCCAACGCCUUGCUAUCGCCCGAGCUCUCAUACGUGAUCCCGAGAUCCUACUUCUCGAUGAAGCGACAUCGCAGCUGGACGCCAAUACCGAGCGCGACAUCCGAACGGCUAUCGCCGCUGCCUCCAAAGGACGAACUACCAUCAUGAUAGCACAUCGAUUAGCGAGUGUGCAAUAUGCAGAUCGUAUCUUCGUGUUUGAUGGCGGUCGUAUCGUUGAGCAGGGCAGACACGAUGAGCUCGUAGCCAUGGGAGGCAUUUAUGCUGCCAUGGUCGCAACACAGGAGCUGGAUUAG